Dromaius novaehollandiae (emu) is the source of this 7338-nucleotide messenger RNA. Its product is annotated as epididymal sperm-binding protein 1-like. NCBI's taxonomy places the organism in Eukaryota, Metazoa, Chordata, Aves, Casuariiformes, Dromaiidae. The transcript has 8 exons. The coding region runs from base 2956 to 4158 and encodes 400 amino acids. Gene Ontology annotation, cellular component: cell surface. The record is from RefSeq and is a predicted model, not a curated record. Gene Ontology annotation, biological process: sperm capacitation. Gene Ontology annotation, molecular function: heparin binding.
UGCUAGACUUUUAAAACAUAAUGCAGAGGUGUGCAUAUCUUCAUUUUUUCAGCACUAAGAUUUCAGAAAGAACCUCCAAACUGACGCAGUGAAGCCUGAAUUCAAAGCAAUAAGUAGUAUUAGAGAAGUGAAGGCUCAUUAAAGAAAAUACAUCCAUGAUAAAAUGGAAAAGACAUCAAACAUCACACUAUCAAGGAACUUGUGCAAUUUGUCCUGUUGCUACAGUUCACAAAAUGGAAUCCCCAGUUGGGUAAAAAUUCAAAAAACAAGGAAAUCAAAAAACAACAAAAACAGCGAUGCCUUUUUUGGAAGUGAAAGGAAAAGAGGCGUUUUUUCCACAGGUCUCACCUAAGGGUUACACAUUACCUCCUUUGGGUAGGCAGUGAAUGGUUAAUCAAAAUAAGAGAUGCCAAAGGGUGAUAUUUUUCGCCAUAAAUCAUGUUUCUGGGUCCCCUCUGGAGACACUCAACUUUCUCCUGUUAUAGACGAUGGAGAACAGGAAUACAUCUGGAUGGGAUUAUCAGGCUUGUCAGAUGCCCAUUCUUUUGGGACAUGAUUCCCUGUCUCUCCCCACUGAACAUAAAGGGAAUCUAGCAGCUACUUUGUAUGUGGGUGAGUAACUUCUAGGUGUUUAUAAGCACUGUAUGUGCUUUGAGGUGCAACCCUACAGGCUGGCUAGUAUGAUGCUCCCCUGUUGCAAUGAGCACCAAGGAAGUCCAUGUCAUCAUGCCCUGACCUAGGGCAAUUGCCCCAAACCACGCCAUUCACAGGGUCCUGAGCAGACAGCAAAUUACACUGCCUGGAUACAAAGGCAUUGUUAGACAUGGUCCAAGCAAACUGGGGAGACAAAGAGAAGUUGCUGAAUUGGGUUGAAAGUGUAGGAUAGGACAUCUCAAGAAGCCUGCUUCCUCCUUCACCUCUUCUGACUGUUGUUGUUUGCAAACUUUUUCUUUUUUUUUUUUUUUUUCUUUUUUUUUAAUAUGGAGGGGAUUUUCAAACAGCUCCUGCUUAUGCAUUCCUUUUAUCCUCUGUUUGGUGUAGUUCCAAGUGGCUUUGUAUCUUCUUGUUUACUUUGCUUCUUGGUAAAAUUAAUGUGAAAAGCUGGAUUAUCCACAGGUUCUUUGGAUCACUUGCAGCCCUUUUAAACAAGUAGGGUCACAUUUCCACAUCCUGUCCUUGUGUCAAGGAAACUGGUUUAAGAGCCUUGCUACACAAUGCAGGUAAUUUUGUAUUUAAACUCCUUGAAAAGGUUUGCGUAAGUGUUGAUGGUGAGUAUCCAUUUUAUUGGCUUAUCCUGAGUCCUCUUGUAUUUACUUUGGCACUCAGCAGCUGCCUGGACUUGCUUUGCUAUGGAAAGGUGGAAAGCUUGAGUGGCAGGAACAUCUCAGAGCUUCCCCAUAAUGAAUGGCAAAGGACCAGUUUGAUUAGCAGUGUCAUGACCAACAGAAUGACUUUGGGAACUGCAGAUAGCAUGUGACAGGGAAAAUGCUCCUAAGUGACAUGAGCUGGCUGCUUCUUAAAAAACAGACGCAGGGGUUAUUUCACCUGCAGAGCUUGGAGAAGACACUGCCUGGAGAACACUCCAAAGAAGUUGUCCUAGAAAACGCCUUUUGCAUCUAUUUCUAGCUACUUCACUUGCAAAUAUUUCAAGUAUAAGUUCUUAAAAUUGUUGGCUGCUUUAUUGCAUUGUGAAAUUCCUAUUGGCUGUACAAAUUGCAUCUUCAUGAGGGCAUCAUCAUUACAUGGUGGUCUUACAACUACAAAUUUACAAAUGCCCUGUCAGAUCUGCCCCUUUUGCUCACAAAGUGGACAACACAAGUUUGAGGGGCCUGUAGGUAAGAGUGAGAUGCGUUUGACUCAAAAGUCAAUCCCAGUUUCUGUCGACAAAGAAGAAACAUUCAGACAUCAUUCAUGCCAGUUCCCAGCCUCAACCAAGAAAGUACCAGGUUUAAUUCCCAUUUCUGCCAAAUACUUUUUCCAUAUAACUGCAGACAGUCACUUUGUGUCUCUAUGUCUCAGAUGAGUCUUCAAGAAACACAGAGAGAAUCACCCAGUAUUUUCCAGCUGUGGUGUUAUUCCCUUAUCCAUCCAACGAUGGCAAAGGAACUUGCACAGCUGUUACAGGGGAUGAGUCACUUGCCAUCCUUGCUGAUGGAAAGCUAUCUUCAUAACUUUGCGGUGGAGCUGAGACAUUUUCCAGCACUUUAGGGCUCAGGGAGUUACAGGCACUGUGAUGAGUCUGCUUUUCAGCAAUAUAGGCCUGGGGGUUCAUAUGCAGAAAUCUUGGUUUGCUAUGCCCUUUAAAAAAACAUCACAGAGACACCUGCGUCUCAUAUUUGGGGUUGCAAAAAGGGCAAGGAAGCAACAGCGGUGUUACAGGGCUGAUAAUGCAGCCAUCUCCAUAUCUCCCUUGAUUGCUUUUUUUGCGGCUGAAGUUAAAAUUUCUGCACCUGCAGUGCCUGCAUCAUUACAGUCCCCAUAUCCUCCCCUAGCACUACCCUAUGCACCUCCAAUCCUGCAUUGUCCCAAAUUCCACAUCCUCCAAAAAUAUUUUCUCUCACCCCUGAUCUUCCUCAUACUGCAUCUGUCUGCAACAGUAACACAAAGUCCCUGUCUCUGAACUCUCUCCACUCCUCUCUACCUCCCUCUGCCCUAACUUCCCCCAUUCCUCAGUUUCUCUCAGUUAAGUUGAGUAUGAAAAUAUUUUGGAAUCCUUGUUGAUUCACCCUAGCUGGGCUAUGGUCCUCUCUGCCUCUCCUUUCGAUGCCCCAGUCCUAAUCUUCUCCAAAGCUGUUGGUUGAGGAAAUUAAUCAAAAUCACUUCUAACUUCGGGGCAGGGAAAAGAAAAUUUGUCCCUCCCCUGGGCUUUCUACUUCACUGCCAGCAAAUAAAUGUGGCUGUAGGCCAAGGGUACCUUCUGGGUGAAAGCUGCAGCAGAAAGCAGUUCCGAAGAACAUGCAGAAGUUGCCACUGAGGUUUAUUUUCCUUCUCUGGGGAGCGCUUGUGCCCCUGUGCUUGGCUGACACAGGUGGUGAACCCGUUCCCUGUGUCUUCCCCUUCAUCUAUGAAGGGAGAACCUACUCCUUCUGCACUGAGGAUGGGAGCAGCAAGGGAACUCCCUGGUGUGCCACGACCAGCAGCUAUGACCUGGAUGGCAAAUGGAAGUAUUGUACCUUGCAAGAGCAUGGGGGCAGCUCAGGUGGCCAGCCUUGCUUUUUCCCUUUUAUAUACAAGAACCGGACAUUUUACACUUGCACUAAUGAGCACAUGGAGGAUGGGCAAUUCUGGUGUGCCACUAGUGACAGCUAUGACCGUGACCGACGCUGGAGCUACUGUGCUGACAUCAUGCUGAGCUCAAACCCAACAGGACCCUGCAUCUUCCCAUUCACCUACAAGGGCCAGACCUACACUUCCUGCACAACUGAUGGGGCAUUAAAAGGGCUUCUGUGGUGCUCUUUGAGCAGCAAUUAUGAGCAGGAUCCCAAAUGGACAUACUGCCAGGCUUCUGUGUCUGGUACGAACAGUGGGAACCUCCCUUGCGUCUUCCCAUUCCAAUACAAAGCCAAGCUAUACCAUGGCUGCACAAACAUUGACUCGCAAGAUAGGAGGUACUGGUGCUCCUCCACCAGCAGCUAUAGCAACCAGUGGCACUACUGUUCCACGACAGAGUACGGAGGAAAUUCCAAUGGUGAAAACUGUGUUUUUCCUUUCAUCUACAAGGAAAAUCUAUUUUAUAGCUGCAUCAAAACAAAUGACAGCACUGGGAAUCUGUGGUGUGCUACAACAGGCAAUUAUGAUCAAGAUAAACUGUGGAGCUAUUGCCCAGAAACCUAUGUAUCCUGGAAUAACACAGAGUCAAAAUGUGUGUUCCCAUUUAUUUACAUGGAGAAGUUGCACCAUUCCUGCAUCCAGAGUGAGAGGCUGGCUGGAAAAUUCUGGUGUGCUACAACGAGCAACUAUGACCAGAAUAAAACAUGGACUUUAUGUUCCUACACAGGUCCAAGCCAUUCCUCUGAGAAACCUUGUGUUUUCCCUUUCACCUACGAGGGCCUGCAAUUCAACGAGUGCACCAGCCUGAAUGAGAGUAAUGGGAAGCUCUGGUGUUCCACUACUGACAACUACGACAGGGACCGCAAGUGGAGUUUCUGUCCUGUCUGAUGCAGGGGAAGGAUAAAAAGAGGAAUGGGCAGUGCCCAGCUGUUUGGCACUGCCUGUAAUCCCUUAUAACCCAUUCUGUCACCUGCUGCUUAGCUUCACGCAAUCCUUUUAAUCCGAGUUGCUUUGAUUGUAUGCACAGCGCUAUGCAUUUUACCUGGCUCACAAUAGCUGCUAAAUCUUAGAGUCCAUUCUGUCACUGGAGUCAUCUUUAUCACACACAUACAGUCUCUGAAGGAAAGGGAAACAGCAGCAGCUGGAAAACGCCACAUGUUUUUCCCAGAAUAAGCCAGGAUCCCGGUGGGAAGUUUUUAUUCUCUUUUUCUUGGUGCCAAGUGCAGCUGUCAGCACAUCAUUCCCUACAGUAUCGCUCCCUGUACAGGCCCUCACUUAUUCUCACAGUGCUGCAGACACACGGGCCCUGCUGUGCCCCCUGUGCUCUUGGUGUCCAAGUUUCUAAUCCUUAUGCUUCCCAGUUCAAAGUGGCAGAGCUGGCGAGGGGAAGGCACCUGAGAAAUGGUGGAGCAAGGAAACAAAGUGAUAUUGGUAAUUUGGAGCAUUUCCAAGGCUUCCAAGCACUUCCAAACCUUCACCUGUAUUCUGAUGGGGACCCAUUGGAGACAGUCCAGAGGAAGGCAAUACAAAUGAUAUAACCCAGGACUGAAGGUUAAUUUAAUUGAGAGAAGACUGAGAGGACAUUGGGAGUGGGAUCUACUCUAGCUAAAGGGUACCAUAUGGAGUGCAGAAGUGUGAUCAAAUUACCCAUGUCUGUCUCCCUUAGCUGUGACAGAUGCACCCCUGACUCAUGCCUCUUCCACCCUCAGGGACUGCCCCAUUCCUGCUUUUCUGGAAGAAGGAUGGGGACCAAUGCAGCACCCCAGCACCUGGUCUGGGCCCAGAAAUAGCUCCUAGCUCCCCCUGAACCCUGAGCUGAGCAGGGUUAGGGUUGCUGGGUGCAAAGCAGUCUGUGAAAGUUGGGGUCCUUUCCCCAGCAUGGGUGGGCUGCACUGUGCAGACUGAGCCAGGAUCUCCCACCUCCCCAACUCCGUUUUGCCAUCCAAGAAGUCUGCCCCUCGGCAGGGUGCUGGGUUGACCCUGCACUCGAUCAUUCUUGGCAUUUCCCAAUGGCUUUCAAAGGAAAUGGCACUAUGGCAGCCUCAGAGAGGUAGAGGACUGAACUGAGUGACUUUCCUCUGCUCCCAUGUGCCAGUUCCCAUCUUCAAGGUCAGUUCAAGUCACACGUGUUGGCUGGUACCAUCCCAGCCCCAUGCUGUUUUUAAUUCCUGUUCCCAUCCCUUAAAAUUACUUAGUUCAUUUCAGGACCCUGUGCUCUUCCCAUUUUCCCUGAAUCUUCUUCCUUUAGAAGAAGGUCCCAUGCAAUUCCCUGAGGCCACAUCCCCAAAGAGCUAGGCUCAUGUCCCAUCCUUGUUCAGGGUUGGAGGAUAAACCUUCUCUCCUAAUGGGCAAAAAGUAAAAACUGCUGAGCGAAUUGAGAUCUGCCUUGCAUAAGCAAACUGAGACAAGCUGUUCCCUGUUCCUGGCACCAAGCUGGGACCAAACAUGCAACAAACAUUGCUGGCAAGCUUCAUUUUAGAAAUGAGAUUGGGUCAGCUACUUUUGCUUCAUGCAUUUUUAGAAAAGAUUUCUGUUCUAUUGCUCUACUUCCAUCCAUUUUGAGACAGUGCUUUUGGGCCUGGCCACAAUCACAAAGGUUUAAAAGGAGAGGGCUUUUAAGUAAAAGUAAAAGCUGUUUAAAAAAAAAGGGGGGGGGGAGUCAUGUUCAAAUGCUAGCUGCAGAAACUGUUCUGAGGCACAGCAGGGCCUACAAAGAGUUUUUCCAAAAGACCAUGGAGCGUGCAGUAGUUGUCACUGCAGUUCAUUUCAACAGAAGCCACAAUACUCUGAGGCAAAUGUGCCAUAAACUCAUGCAAUGUUGAUGCUUAGCUCCUGAGGUGUGCCGAGGUUUAGUUUCAUGCAGAAAGGCUACAAAAAAUGGGAAAAGGCAGGGUGUUUUUUUCCUUUGUUAACCUUUUUUGACAUAAAGCCAAACAAGUCAAAGUGUAUACAGCAAAGUUAAAAAGGCUACAAUAAUGCAUCUUGAAGUGUUUUUAAAAACAAAUUACAAUUUCUUGGCCAUAUUACAUCUCAGAUAAGACUUAGAUAAAAGACCUCUAGCAUUUAAGCAACUACAUUUGAGUUCCGAGAUAAGAAAAAUACAAAGCUAAAUGAUAUCACCAAUAAUUUUGACUUAUGUAUGUAAUGUGGCUUUUGUUUUACACAUUCAUGACCAAAAGGCUGAUAUGAAGCAGAUUUCCUUCCUAGAGGGCAUGGUGCAGAGUGGCAAGGCACCAAGAGGUCAGACCAGCCACACAUAUAUUUUGCUUAUAUUAAUACAGUUGCUUAUAUAAAUUAGCAGAAGUUACAGAUCCAAAGGUGAAUCUGUCCAUAGCUAGGGGAUGAUGUCUGGCAGAAUAGAAGAGCAUCAGGGCACGAGUAGCUAAACUGAACAUGCUGCCAUUAAAAUCAACUUCAGCUGAGAAUAAGGUUAAUUUAUUCAAUCCUACACAUCUAGAGUGCAGGUGUCCUUAUUUGAGCCAAGCACUGAAGCUACCAUUGCUGUCAGUGGGCAGAAAUAUAUCCCAGAAGACCUGAUGCACCUGCACUGGUGUCAAUGUCUCCUUCAGGGUGAGAUUAAGGAUGUCCUAGAAGCAUACAUUUUCCCAGCUGACUACAAAGGGAAUUUAGAUGAAAUACAGGCAUGUACAUCACAAGCAUUAGCACAGGGACAGUGAAUCCCAGCCACACCACUACACAGCAACUGUUAAAUGUCUAUGGAAACCUAGUCUAUGGAAACUUCCAGCACCAGUCAUUUCUCUGAUACCUUCACCCUGGUGCCUCCAAAAGGCUUAGACACUGCCUAGGAGAAAAUAUGGUGAGUACAGGAUAAUGAACCAGAUCAGAUAGUUCCUUGUCCUAACAGUACCAUAUGCUGACAUGCAAGUUGCUGUGUUUUAAAAGCAUGUGACGAUUUUGACUUAUUUUAGAAAUGGGAAAAACAAACCCUUUUUUGGUGAGGCAAUCAGCCCUUGUUAACAAUACCAUUUCCUUCAGUGCCCUGAAAAUAAAAAUUGGAAACCAGGCAUUGUAGCAAAGCUGAAGUGGACUCCAGUUUCCCACCCCUUG